AUGGUGGUGGUUCCUGAAGCGAAAGACCAAAGCAAGGCAGCAAAAGGCAGGAGAAAGGGCCUGGCGCGGGCCCCCACGGCCACCCCAGCCCUCACCUGGGCCCCGGAUGACCCCUAUACCACCAUGGCAGACUACGAGCGCAGCAUCCAGGACAUGGUGCGCCAGCUGAAGAACAGCUCUGAGCCCAGUGACACCAAGUGCCAGGUCAACUUGAGGCUCUGGAGGUCCAACCGGAGGAGCCUGUCCCCUUGGGCCUACAGCAUAAACCACGAUGCCGCCCGGAUCCCAGCAGACCUCCCCGAGGCCCGCUGCCUCUGCACUGGCUGCAUCAACCCCUUCACGAUGCAGGAGGACCGCACCAUGGCCAGCAUCCCCAUCUACAGCCGGCUGCCCGUCCGCCGCCUGCUCUGCCAGCUGCCAGGCGAGGUGGGGCACAAGCACUUCGGGAAGAAGUGUCACAAGAAGUAUCAGAUGGUCAUGGAAACCAUUGCUGUGGGCUGCACCUGCAUCGUCUGA
Messenger RNA from Indicator indicator, 516 nucleotides. RefSeq names its product interleukin 17B (gene IL17B). The coding region runs from base 1 to 516 and encodes 171 amino acids. Gene Ontology annotation, molecular function: cytokine activity. The transcript has 2 exons. Gene Ontology annotation, cellular component: extracellular region. Lineage: Eukaryota; Metazoa; Chordata; Aves; Piciformes; Indicatoridae. Gene Ontology annotation, biological process: inflammatory response. The record is from RefSeq and is a predicted model, not a curated record.